ACGACAUCGUUUGCUAUCACCAACAUAAUCCCUUCAUCUCUUCCCAUCCUCUCAAAACCCCCCGCACUGCAACUGAAGCUUAAUUUAUCCGUUUUUUCUCCAAACUCGAAACCACCAUGGCCCUUUCUAUAUCCUCUCUCACGUCUUCGUUUUCUUCUCUCUCAUUUUCCUCCCAAAUUUCUCAGCAACCAAACACUUCUCUCUCAUUUAAGCAAUCCAAAUCCAUAUCCAUUGCGCCAAUCUUUAAAACUCCUAAACUAGUUGUAUCCGCCACAGUAGCUUCCCCGGCUGAACGAGAAACAACAAAUCUCAAGAAGUACGUUAAAUCGCGACUUCCUGGUGGAUUUGCCGCGCAAACUAUAAUCGGGACUGGUCGCAGAAAAUGCGCCAUAGCUCGCGUGGUCCUACAAGAAGGCAACGGACAGGUCAUCAUCAACUAUCGCGACGCUAAGGAAUAUCUUCAAGGAAAUCCACUGUGGCUACAGUACAUAAAAGUCCCAUUGGUAACUUUGGGUUAUGAAAGUAGCUAUGAUGUGUUUGUCAAAGCUCAUGGAGGUGGCCUAUCUGGUCAAGCUCAGGCAAUAUCGCUUGGCAUUGCUCGUGCAUUGUUGAAGGUGAGCGAGGAUCAUAGACCCCCUCUAAGAAAGGAAGGGCUUCUGACCAGGGAUUCUCGAGUAGUAGAGAGGAAGAAAGCUGGUCUCAAGAAAGCCCGUAAAGCACCACAAUUUUCCAAGCGUUGAGGUUGGAGUUGCAUUGCAAUGCACUUUUAUUUGUACACCUAUUUCUGUUGUGUAUCUAUGAAGAGUCUCUUACAUUUCAAUUCCUGAAGUAUGUACUUUAGAUUCAGAUAUCAUACAAUUUUUAAAAGCAUCUUUGGUAGAUGGUUAACAUAAUCCAAAUAUUCCUGGCAAUUUUGUGAA
Molecule: messenger RNA, 920 nt
Organism: Pistacia vera
Lineage: Eukaryota; Viridiplantae; Streptophyta; Magnoliopsida; Sapindales; Anacardiaceae
Product: 30S ribosomal protein S9, chloroplastic
Exons: 2
Coding region: 117-740 (207 amino acids)
Biological process (GO): translation
Cellular component (GO): plastid small ribosomal subunit; ribosome; mitochondrial small ribosomal subunit
Molecular function (GO): RNA binding; structural constituent of ribosome
Source: RefSeq, a predicted model, not a curated record